AUGAUUGGUUUAACCGAGGCCUACGAUAUCAAGUUCAGUUCGUUACCCUGGUUUCUAGGUCAAUUUCUACAAAUCCGGUGUAUUUGCUUAAAACAUGGAGGAUCUCCCAACUAUACCAAAGAAGUAGUAUCACUGCUAAGUUCAUCCACUUCGACCCACCAAAAAAUUGUUGGGGGCGAUGAAGCCGCUCUUCAUGGUUUCCCGUAUCAGGUAGCAAUAUUCAUCCAAGUUCCACAAGGAACAGGUUUCUGCGGAGGUUCCCUUAUCUCCGACAAGCACAUUCUUACAGCUGCGCACUGCGUUUCUAGCGCUUCCUCAGCUCUAGUUAUGCUAGGAGCACACAACAUCAAAGCUGAAGAAUCUCAUCGCCAAGAAUUCAACACCACCAGCUUUGCUGUCCACGAACAGUGGUUCCCCCUAUUUAUUUUGAACGAUAUUGCGAUCAUCAAAAUUAAUGAAGCUAUUCAAGUUGAUGGUGUAGCUGUUAAAAUCCUUGCGUUGGCUCCUGCAACCGAAGACGCCGUUCUAACUGGCCUACAAGCCACAGUUUCCGGAUGGGGAAAAGACUCAGAUUCUGCUCAAGGCGUUAGCAGUGUUCUUCGUUACGUAAACUCAACCAUUAUAGAAAACAGUAUCUGCAAAAUUUUCUAUUUCGGUAACAUUCGCGAUGAGCACAUCUGCAUGAAUGGAUGGGAAGGUAAAUCAUCUUGCCAGGGCGAUUCCGGCGGCCCACUUGUAAUGACCAGGGAUGGUGUGCUCACUCAAUACGGAGUCGUAUCUUUUGGUAUAAUAUUUGGUUGCGAAAAGGGAUGGCCAUCUGUAUACACAAGCGUUCCCAAAUACAGAAGCUGGAUUGAUGGAAAAUUGGCAUCUUUUUAA
Messenger RNA from Photinus pyralis (common eastern firefly), 879 nucleotides. RefSeq names its product brachyurin-like. Gene Ontology annotation, biological process: proteolysis. Gene Ontology annotation, molecular function: serine-type endopeptidase activity. The record is from RefSeq and is a predicted model, not a curated record. Lineage: Eukaryota; Metazoa; Arthropoda; Insecta; Coleoptera; Lampyridae.